CGACCAGCAGUGAACGAGUCGCAGGCCGAGCAGGAGAGCAACGAGCAGUCCGUGAGCCUUGACUGGAGGGCAAGCAAGGGACUGGAGAGGCCGGAUGACCAACGAGAGGAAGCAGAGAGAGAAAGCCGCAGUGACGAGAAGGGGCGGGCGAUGGGGCAUUUGUACCGGACGCGUCCAGAGGGGAGCUGA
Aspergillus pseudoviridinutans is the source of this 189-nucleotide messenger RNA. RefSeq lists its product as uncharacterized. The record is from RefSeq and is a predicted model, not a curated record. NCBI's taxonomy places the organism in Eukaryota, Fungi, Ascomycota, Eurotiomycetes, Eurotiales, Aspergillaceae. The annotation marks the transcript as partial. The transcript has a single exon.